CUUCCUGUUUUCUAGUCUUGGUCCAUAGUCCCGAGGAGAGCCUUUCGGUGUCUUGCACGGUACAUGAUUCUUACCAGCUGAGAGGUGACAUGUGGCUUCUAACGACUUGGCUUCUUUGGGUUCCAGUUGGUGGGCAAGCAGUUAAUGCCGCCAAGGCUGUGAUCACCUUGCAGCCUCCCUGGGUCAGUAUUUUCCAGGAAGAAAAUGUCACUUUAAGGUGUGAGGGACCUCACCUGCCUGGAGACAGUUCUACACAGUGGUUUAUCAACGGCACAGCCAUUCAGAUCUCCACACCUAGUUAUAGUAUCACCAGGGCCAGAUUCGAGGACAGUGGUGAAUACAGUUGUCAGAUAGGUCCCUCAAUGCCAAGUGACCCUGUGCAGUUGGAAAUCCACAGAGACUGGCUGCUGCUCCAGGCGUCACGCAGAGUCCUCACGGAAGGAGAACCUCUGGCCUUGCGGUGUCAUGGAUGGAAGAAUAAGAUAGUGUACAAUGUGGUUUUCUAUCGAGAUGGAAAGCACUUUGAUUUUUCUCCAAGUUCUGAGAUCACCAUUCCAAAAACCAACCUGAGUCAUAGCAGCAUCUACCAUUGCUCAGGCGUGGGAAAACGUUACUUCGUGUCUGCAGGAGUGUCUAUCACAGUGAAAGAGCUAUUUGCCACACCCGUGCUGAGAGCCUCCUUGCCAUCGCCCUUCCCGGAGGGGAGUCCGGUCACCCUGAUCUGUGAGACAAAAUUGCUCCUGCAGAGUCCCGGUUUACAGCUUUACUUCUCCUUCUACGUGGGCAGCAAAACCCUGGAGGACAGGAACACAUCCUCAGAGUACCACAUGCCAAGAGCCGAAAGAGAAGAUUCUGGAUUGUACUGGUGUGAGGUAGGCACGAAGGACGGCAGGAUCCUGAAGCGCAGCCCCGAGCUGGAGCUCCGAGUGCUUGGUCCUCAGUCGUCCGCUCCUGUCUGGUUUCACAUCCUAUUUUAUCUAUCAGUGGGAAUAAUGUUUUUGGUGAACACGGUUCUCUAUGUGAAAAUACACAGGCUGCAGAGAAAAGACAAUUUAGAAGUCCCUUUGGCUUCUGAGCAGGGGAAGAAAGAAACUUCCUUUCAGCAAGCUAGAAGCGAUGACGUGUAUGAAGAAGUAGCAGCCACUACAAGCCAAGCCACACCAAAAGAGGCUCCCGACGGACCUCGAAGCUAAGUCGGUGGCUGUGGACCCGAACAGCCUGAACCUCCUUCCUCUCAGUGACACUACCGGGGCACAAAUUUCCCAAAGUUGACCCUGAAACUGUGGGACUAUGGCAUACAACUCUUAAAUAAAGCAAAUAUACAAACGGA
This is a messenger RNA of Apodemus sylvaticus (European woodmouse), 1330 nucleotides long. It is a transcript of the gene Fcgr1a, whose product is annotated as Fc gamma receptor Ia. The record is from RefSeq and is a predicted model, not a curated record. NCBI's taxonomy places the organism in Eukaryota, Metazoa, Chordata, Mammalia, Rodentia, Muridae. Gene Ontology annotation, molecular function: transmembrane signaling receptor activity. Gene Ontology annotation, biological process: cell surface receptor signaling pathway; regulation of immune response. The coding region runs from base 90 to 1193 and encodes 367 amino acids. The transcript is spliced from 6 exons.